GUUAAGGAGAAAGCCUCAGAGUAGAGCACAGUUGUAGGCCAACCGACGGCCGCAGUACCCGCAGCGCGCUAUUUGUGAUGUGAAAAAUUUUAUUUACUCACAUGAUAUUUUUCUGUAUACAGACAUGUUGGAAGGCAGCAAAUUAAAGAAACCGUCUCAAGUCGCGAGCAUAUUUGACAUCGCGAAGGAUACUGUCUUGUUUCUCGUACUGUCAUGUUACUACAUUCUCGAAUCUCUGUUUUGGACGUUGGUCCCGAACGCUAUCAGGCCUAUGAAGAGUCUCAAAGGAGAUGUAGUGCUCGUUACAGGUGGAGGGGGUGGAGUGGGCAAGCAGUUAGCUCUAAAGUUGGCUCGACUAGGUGCAAAGGUCGUAGUUUGGGAUAUAAAUGAAGAAGCAUUACGAAAAACAUGCAAUGCAGUUACAGAUGAAGGAUAUGAAAUAGCCAGCAAUGUUGUCGAUUUAGCAGAUCGGAAUGCAGUUUAUAAAGCAGCUGAAAAAGUAAAAAAAGAAGUAGGAAAAGUGGAUGUAUUAAUAAACAACGCGGGAGUUGUUUUUGGGGAAACUUUACUUGAGCUCAAUGAUAACGCAAUAGAAACCACGUAUAAAGUCAACAUCUUAUCCCAUUACUGGACGGUAAAAGCAUUUCUACCAGAUAUGAUAGAGACAGGAAAAGGUCACAUCGUUACUGUUGGAUCAGUGGCUGGUCUGUUGGGGACAUACCGGUGUACUGAUUAUAGCGCGACCAAAUUCGCAACUGUGGGCUUUCACGAGAGUCUAUUUACAGAAUUGAGGGCCCACGGCCACAACACAAUACAAGCGACGCUAGUAUGUCCAUACUAUAUAAACACGGGUAUGUUCGACGGAGUGACUCCGCGCUUAAUGCCAAUGCUGGAACCAGACUAUGUGGCGGAAACUAUGAUCGAUUCCAUACGAAAGAACGAGGUUAAUUGCAUCAUGCCUGGUUCAGUCAGAUAUCUACUGCCUCUUAAAUGCCUUCUCCCAGCAAAGAUGUGCUGGGACUUAAUGCAUAGAGUAAUGAAGGGGCCACAAUCAAUGAUGGAAUUGAAAAGGAAACCACAAGCUGCCUAACAUAAUCUUGGAGUUGAAAUAUAUCUCUCAUUAAAGUAUUUAAUUGGACAACAAUUCUAGUGUAUCUAUAUUAUUGCGUUAGGGUCACAGAUAACUAAAUGUUUGAGAGGAUGAAAUAAAGGAUAAGGUAGUUUUUUAUGUAUAUAUGAAGCAAAAUAAAUAAUAGAAUAUAAAAAUUCUAAGACUGAUGUCUUCUGAUCGAAUUAUUUCGUUAUAUGUCGUGUAGUUAUAAGGAUUUACUUUUAUAAUAAAAUAUGCAUUUUU
This is a messenger RNA of Zerene cesonia (dogface butterfly), 1354 nucleotides long. RefSeq names its product short-chain dehydrogenase/reductase family 16C member 6. The record is from RefSeq and is a predicted model, not a curated record. The coding region runs from base 125 to 1090 and encodes 321 amino acids. NCBI's taxonomy places the organism in Eukaryota, Metazoa, Arthropoda, Insecta, Lepidoptera, Pieridae. Gene Ontology annotation, cellular component: lipid droplet. The transcript has 7 exons. Gene Ontology annotation, molecular function: oxidoreductase activity, acting on the CH-OH group of donors, NAD or NADP as acceptor.